AUGGACGACGACGAAGUAUCCAUCUUUGAUACGCCAGAUGGUGCUUCAGAACUCUCGGAUAUUGAGAAGCAACGUGCUUCUCUACAAUCAUACCUUGAUGCCUUGCCUUACGAAGGCGAGUCUGUCGAGAAUAUGCAGGAACGACUGGAGAAUAUUAUCGGGAAGAUGUAUAUUUGCGCCAAGGCAAAAAACUGGCUACUUCUGAGCACUUGGGAUGGCAUGCUUCAAUGCUGGUUAUUGAUGCGCUACCCCAUGCCCAAGACAACUCGCGCGAAACUCGUCCGCUUCUAUUAUGAGCUUUGUGCGAUGCCCGGCAUCGAACCUCGCGUUAUUCGAACUUGGGCUGAUAUGUUGUCUCGACUUCUCUCAACUAAACCAGGAAUGAAACGCAAGCUUGAGGCUGAAGAUCUUGAACUUUCUUGGAAGCCUUUGUGGCGCGUUUUGCAGAAAGAAUUGUGGCCAAAAUCUAAUAUUCGUGAUAACACGAGGAAUCUUGUUAAUAUACUCCUAUACGUAGCUGAACAGUGUAAACGCCACUUUCCCGCUCAAGACAUCCCCGAGAUGCUUGAAACCUUCCUGCCUCUUCUGACGCCGGACUCUGUGUUGGUCAUCACCCCAGUGCUGACUUCAUUUUUGCCUCCAUCGCACACUCACCUCUAUUUGCCCGCCCUUUUCAAAUUAUGGGAAGCCUUUAAUUCGUCAGCUAUGGACGACAGACUUCUUGAAAUGUUUGGAGAGCUUUCGGAAGAACAUGUUGCCGGAAAGUUUGGGAAUGCAGGCGAGGGUGGGGCAGACUGGAAGGAUGUAGGGAUAUGGACGGAUAUUCAGUGGAAUACACUGAUAGGGAAAGGCCUUGGCUCUAUGAACGUUCCUGUGGGUGCUAUGAGGGGCGCUUCAAACACAUCAGCACACGCCGAUGCCACCGACAAAAAUUCGGCAAGGAUAAAGAAGACCGUCAACAGAAUCCAUUCGAUUGCCAAAUUACUCGUAUACUCUAUGCGGCUCGAUGGCGACGUUCGUGAAAAUAAGCCGUCAAGUGGUGGACUACAGGGCAGAGCAUUACCCCGAAAAAGUGGCUUCGUCGCUGGAUCGCACGCUCUUGAUUCAUUAGAUCAAAUAAUCACCAGCACGGAGUCAUUCUUCCACCCGUCCAACAAUGGUGCAUGGACAGCAUCGUUGACCAUGUUUUUACAUCGUUUGACUUCGGAGUUCACGAAACGCUGGAUGGAAGAGGAGCUAGAGAGCUGUAAAACACCUGUGGCCCACCGCCUGACACCCUCCAUUCGACGAAGUUUUGUUUUGAUUCUGCGGACUCCAGCCUUGCUCGCUAUGUUUGCCAAAGACCCGACUGCUAUGAGCUAUGCUCAAGGGGCACUUCGCGCACUUGCAAUGCUUGAUUCAUCUUUAAUCAUGCCUGAACUUCUAGACCGCGCAUAUGGUGGUCUCGAGAUUGUCAACGAGACACAUCGAACAACCGCAGUUUUGAGCAUGCUAUCAGGUAUUGCGAGACCAUUGGUGACAGAGAAGGUGUGGCUGGGUGGCCAAAGGCAUGUCGUACCACUCUUGGAGCUUUGUAUCCCUGGAAUCGAUCUUAAUGACCCAGGCAAAACAGUUUGUGCGACCAUGUUCAUCGUGUCCGUAAUACAGCAUAUCAAAAUCGGAGACUUAUCCAUGCAUCAUAGUGGCGUGGCGUUUACAGGCGACACUCCUGGAGACGAGAUAAUGGAUAUAGAUGACACCGGCGACCGACUGCCAGAUGGGACAGAACCAGGGGAAACCCCAACCCUGAGCAGAGAAGAGGAAAGGUCGCUUGUGCGUGACAGCACAGCGGGUUUUGCGGACUGGGUGAUAUCUUUGUUCCGUCGCGUCUUGUCCCUUUAUGAAAAUUUGCCCGAAGAAGGCGGCAAAAAGAACACGACAGGCGGAAAGCAAGAAGAGAAUGUUCUCAAAUCGAUCAAGAGCAUGCUUGACGUCAUUUGCCUACAUCUAUCUGACCAACUCUUUGACCUUGUUCUCAAUCUCGUCUACGAUUAUGCAACUACGAACGCGAAAUCGAACGCGGUUCGCGCCUUUGGACAACUUGUCGCAUGUCUUGCUCGAGUGCGCCCAGAGGAAACAAUGGCGAAGUUUUUGCCCUUCUGCAUUAACCAAAUUGAGGACGAAUUGAAACAUGGUGCAUCGAGUGUGCGUACGACGUCUACUCAUGCAGCAGUACCUUCCGAUACAACACUCCAUUGGAACAUAUCGAUUUUACGUGGUUGUCUUGGGUAUGGAGGCAAAGCAUUACUCAAAUAUCAGUCAGAGAUUUUGGGUCUGUUGAAGCUUUUGGUUGACAAGACGAAAAGUGAACGCGGCUACACAAGUACUGGCCGUCUCAUUACCCGGAUACUCAACACCACCGGAGGCGUUUAUCCACUUAACACCCGCUUCGUUAACACAGACGAGUGGGACACUCCAGCCUUUGACAAGAACCAUAAUACCCAAUGGGGACGGCUUUAUGAACCUCAGGAUGUUGUAGUCGAGUGGCAUGUGCCGUCUAGUGAAGAAAUUGCUUUCGUUUUGGAGGUCAUUGAGCAAAUCGCCAAGCCUAGCCUAGCUGUUGUGGAAUCAUUAUUGUCGUCAACGUCUAAGUGGGACAAUGUCGCGCGCAACGACUUCUGCCGAUAUCUGCAUGCAUGCAAGUCCAUUUGGUUGGGCUUGCCGACAUUUUUCAAAGAGCAACAGAAACGAAUUGCGAACCCAUGCCUGAAUCUGGAAAUUGAAACAGCUGAUAUGGUUAUAUCUCCCCUUGACGUGAAUGCCGGGUUCACGCUUACAGACCCGAACGAUCCACGAUAUAAAAAGGUGGUGCAAAGCCGCUUGAGAUUCUGCGAAAUCAUACAGCAAGCCGCCUCGACUCUGAGACGGAACACUAACGGGGAAGAUCAUAUCGAUGCUAUUAUCGCUGUGAUAAGGGCAAUCGACACUGCUUUGCUUGCCUACGGCUUGAGCAGAAGCGACUUUGACUCGAUGCAGAAAAACUAUGUCCAAGCCCGCGACUUGAACCGAUCGUGGACCAGGCAGAAGGACAAUUCACGCCUGGUCUUCGUCAAGCGUGCGCACGUGUACCACAGCGGCCGUGUUUACAUGCAUGCACUUUACCGUCAUCGCUCUGAGCUUGACGACAAACUUCUUGAAGAACUGGUGGAGUUGUCGCUCUCGCAGUACACUAGAAUUCGAAGACAAGCUCAGGCGGUCAUCCAGAACGUCACUGGAUAUUUUGUUCGGUCCACGCGCUUUAUAUUACCCAUCCUCUUUGGUGCUUUAGCCAAAGGAAAUGAUCCCGAUCGGAUGAAGGGCGCUUUGUAUGUGCUGUGGAACAAGGGGAUAGCUGCAUACGCCCUCGCCGACCAGGGAUUCCACAGCCGCUACCUUUUGUCACUGCUCAAUUGCCAGCAUGAGGAAAAGCCUUCUGUACAAAAGCUCGUGAAUACGUUAGCUUCGGACUGCAUCGGGCACCUCAAUGAGGAGGCCGUCCAUACGGACGCUUACGUCCUUGAUACACCUCGUUUGGACAGCGUUCUCGAAGACCUACGCAGCGAAUUUUCUCGUUCGUUCAUCGAUCAGGGACUUUUGGCUGAUGUCAUGGGCAAGGCACAUAUUCGCAUUAUGAGACGGGAGGAUGUAUACAACGAUACGGUGACGUCGAUUCUUGAGGUUGCAUUGAGGCCAACGACACAUUGGCGCUAUGUCCAAAUGGCAUCUCGAUUCUUGUACGGACUACUGCGUCGAGACGUUCCAACCUCGCCAGAUGCCACCAGAUUUUUCGUGGAGCAGUCAAUCAGUCCGCAACCCACGAUAAGAGCUAACGUUCAAAAAGCCGUCAUUAAAGUCCUUACAUACGCCAAGAUAAGGACCUACGCAAAAUCUGCAGAAGAACUUUGGCUUGAAGAAUGGACUAAUCCGUUACAACAACAGGUGCCAAUUGGGAAUCCAACAAAAUUUCUUGAAAGUCUUCAGCACCCAAACAAACCAAUGCAAGGCGGAUAUUACAUUGACAAGAUACAAACAGGCUUUUUGGCAUGGACUCCGAGUAUCAAGGGUUACCGGCCUGUGUUGGAUCACACAGCGCCAACUGCUUGGGACCCCAGCUCUGCCGCCUCCCUGCAGUCAAUCCACAAAAUCGUGGGUCACAGGGACUAUUUCAAGCAGUUAGCCCUGCUCUGGGGUCAAGAAACCAGCAAAAACGGCGGUGCAUUAGAAGUUCGUCCAGAAAAUGUCGCCUUCUUCAAAUCUCUAGCCAAAGUUUUCCAAGACGCUCUCUUGGAUGAUAUUUUCGCGGUUGUUGACCCAUUGCUAUCGGACUCGGAUAAGUAUAAGCAGCGCGCUGGUGCAGAGAUCCUUGCAGGGACUCUCCGUGGAUCAAAGCAUUGGCCCCAACAAUCUCUAGAUAAGCUCUGGUCGUGGACAACAACUCGACUGAACGGUAUCUUAGCUCAGAUUAAACCAGAAACCUUGACCUUCUGGGAAAACAUUUUUCAAUAUCAAUUGUCGCAGCGUGAUCCGCGACGAAAUGCGGCCCUGGUCGAUUGGAUAUUGACCCUCCCCCUCGAGUUCAACGGCGACUCCGCUUUCGAAAUGACAAAAUCCCUUUCUUUGUUCAGCGUCUUGGUUGACAGCCUUGGGAUAUUUUUCAAUCCGAGAUCCGAGAAAUAUGUCACAAUCUUAUUUGACAAUGCAAAUACCGGAUAUGCCGAGAUGCGGCAACAUGUUUGCCAUGGCCUGUACUUGAUCACGCGAAACCAUUGGCAGCCAUGGUACCCCUCCACUCGCGCCUUUUUAGUUGCAUGUCAGGAGUUGAGAGAUCCUCUGCAUAUUCAGGAUCCUUGGUAUAUGAGUCGGGUUUCGGCGAUUCUGGAGAAACUUCCAAAAUGGAGGGAUGAGCGUUUAUCUCCGCCACGAGUCAGUCAAUCAGAGUACGAUAAAGUUGGGUUAACUCUCCUGCAAUGGAUAUGGAUCUCUGCGCACGGCCCUCAGGCGUGCCUGGUCUUUCCGUAUAUUGUCCCUAUGAUGCCUGAGAUUCUUCGCAUGUCGGAGCUGAAAGAUAACUCUGAGUUGCAAGCCUACAGUUCCGCCGUCUUAUAUAUUCUGUCGGCGGUGUCCCCCCCGAUCGAAUACGUAGCAUUGAUUCUAGAUAACUUUGUUCUAGCCAUCAAGUCAUCCACGUCCUGGAAGAUUCGUCUUCAUGCACUGCCAGCGCUGGUGGUAUUCUUCUACAGAAAUCUUCUCUCGAUCUCACAGGAUGGGGUCGCAAAGAUUAUGGACGUUCUACUCGAUUGCUUGUCAGACGAAAAUGUCGAAGUUAGAGAAAUGGCUUCCAAAGUACUCUCAGGCGUGGUCAGAUGCUCACAGCGGCAGAGCAUCGUGCCCCUAAAGAACCGCUUUGUCGCUUUGGCUCGCAAAACUUCUCUUCCACCACGGCGCGAUCCUACCUACGCGGGUGCCUUGCGUUCUCUUCACUCGGCAAUUUUAGGAAUCUGUGCGCUCAUUGAAAGUCUUCCGUACUCGGUUGAAGUAUGGAUGCCACCUCUUACUGAAGUGUUGGCGCCUCAUGCCACUGACCCACCCCCGAUCUCAACCACUGUCCGAAAAUGCGCGUCUGAAUUCAAAAAGACACACCAGGACAAUUGGCACAAGGAUCAACAAUUAUUUAACGAAGAUCAGCUGCAAUCUCUGUCCACCAUGUUGGUGGGCACGUCAUACUACGCCUGA
Laccaria bicolor S238N-H82 is the source of this 5751-nucleotide messenger RNA. RefSeq lists its product as uncharacterized. Gene Ontology annotation, biological process: proteasomal ubiquitin-independent protein catabolic process. Gene Ontology annotation, cellular component: cytosol; nucleus. The record is from RefSeq and is a predicted model, not a curated record. The transcript has 41 exons. Gene Ontology annotation, molecular function: peptidase activator activity; proteasome binding. Bases 1 to 5751 code for a protein of 1916 amino acids. Lineage: Eukaryota; Fungi; Basidiomycota; Agaricomycetes; Agaricales; Hydnangiaceae.